Ceutorhynchus assimilis (cabbage seed weevil) is the source of this 2607-nucleotide messenger RNA. The record is from the annotation of a GenBank genome assembly. NCBI's taxonomy places the organism in Eukaryota, Metazoa, Arthropoda, Insecta, Coleoptera, Curculionidae.
UGGUGAUAUUUAUUAAUGUCUGAUGGGUAUUGUUUUGUUUACAGACUCGAUAUGGCUGCAGCAAAUGAUUUUACAACUGAAGAACUCCUCAAUGACUUAUACAAGUGUGUCAGCGCUGAAGCAUUGAAGAAAGAGAAUAUUGAGAAGUAUGAUUUGAAAAUAUAUGGUACCGAAGAUAAAAUUGAACAAUAUGGAAGUGAUAUUGCUUUUAUUGACAUAUCGGCUGAAAAUUUUGAUUCGGAUAAACGGAUAUAUAAUUUGGUUUUGAAAUAUGGACACACUCAAAAAAAUAUCAGAAAUAGGAUUCCAAUAAGAGAUGGGUUCAAGAGGGAAAUAGAAAUAUAUUCAAAGUUGAUUCCUUGCUACCAAAGAUUCCAGCAAGAUAAAGGCGUGUCAAUAUUCAGCUCAACGCCAAAGUGUUUUUUGACAAAAUUUUCAGAAUCUGAUGAAAUAAUUGUGUUAGAGAACCUGAAGAGAAUGGGCUAUGAUGUUCACACUAGAGAAAAACCUAUGAACAUAAACCAUAUAAAGUUGAUAUUAGAAGCUUACGCCGAAUGGCACGCCCUAUCUCUUGCCCUUGAAGACCAAAAGGAUGAAGAAUAUUUGGAAAUUAAACUACAUUUCACAGAAAAUCCAUGGAAAACUUAUCUGGAUAAUCAAUUGGGGGAAAUGAUAGAUGUCGGGCAAAAUUCUUUGUACGCCAUAUUGGAAGAAAACGGACACAUGGAUUUGUUGAGAAAAUAUAAAAACAAAUUGGGAAAUGAAAAUGCAAGAACCAUUCUAACAGAUUUGAUGGAAGCUAAAGAAAACGUUUCUGUGGUUUUGCAUGGGGAUUGCUGGAAUAAUAAUUUUUUAUUUAAUUACGAGGAUGACGAUCUGAAAAAGAAGAAUUGCAAAAAAGUGGCCCUACUGGACUUCCAAAUGUCUUCCUUACGCAGCCCCGUCUUUGACUUGAGCCACCUCUUAUAUUCCGUCGCUUCCCACAAAGAACUCCGUCAUUUUAGAGAGCUGAUUGACCACUAUUACUUUUACUUAUGCAGCCAUAUAAAACAGUUGGGAAGCAACCCAGAAAAAGUUUUUCCAUUCAGAACAUUGAAACUUCAUUGGAGGAAGUAUUCUGCUUACGGGGCUGUUUUGAGUCCCUUUAUUGCGAUGUACUGUUAUAUGGAUAAAGAGAACACUGCUGAUUUUGGAGUUUGUCAAACUUUGAAGAAUGCCACCACGAAACAGAAAUAUAUGAAGAAGGUUAUUGAUGUUGCCAGUCAUUUUGUUGAAUGCGAAUUAUAAUUUUUAUUCAUUAGGCAUUUCGAUUUACUCAACGUUACUUGUUUUUGUAUCCAUUAUAAAAUUAAUUAUAGCAGUACCUGGGUUUAUUCAUCUUUAGAUAAACUUGUUGCAAUCGCGAUUUAGGUGGAUGCAAUGUCUGUUGGCUCCAUAUGCAAAAUCGAAACUGGGACUCGUAUUUUCCCUGCACAGUUUUAAACCGAAAUGAACCUGGUCCGACCCACCCCCCAAACCCAAUUUUUUUAAGUUUGUUUCUAUUAAUAUUUUAAUGGGAUUACUUAACAGGCCCCGAAGACGGAGCCUAAUAGUUCGGAAAGCUUGGCAACAUUGAAAUAUGAAAUUACCUACCAAAUAUCCAAUUUCUUGACUUCCUGUUUGACUUGCACCUUAUCUGAACCAUUAUCAUUAUCAAAAUAUUAUUAUACUAUACAUAUAUACUUUGAUUCGAAAAAUAGUUUAGUCCCACACCUAAAUAAUAUGUUCAAGGGCCAACGCAACACACUUAAUGUACCUAAGUAGCACCUUCUAUAUAGAAAAAGCAAUUAUGAUCUCAGCCCCAUUAUAAGAUCCAGGAAAGUUUUGAGUGGACCAAUAUACGCAUUUUAUUGUUCCGAACGAGUUAUGCUCCAAUUACGUUACCCUCAUCACGUUCAAAGACUGAAAGUGCGACAACAUCUCAAUAUGUUAAUUUUAACUACCCUAAAUUGCUUUUUUACUCAAUUUUCUUGCGCUAAAGUAUCUUGUUCACAAUCAUGUCGAAGGACCAUUGAGUUUUCCUUUAUAUUGUUCCCCUGUGCAUUAUCAAAUCAUUUCUAUGCACCUUAAUGAAACUUAUAUUAUCCAUCCGUCAGCCGCAAUAAAAUUAAUAAUACACAAUGAAGCCCAUUUCAAAGUCAUGAAUGGUUGAAGUUUGUUAAUUAAAAGUGAAUAUUCAAUUAUGACACUUUUAAUAAUGAAGGAAUGGCGCGGAGCGGAGUUGCUUCUGAGGCGCUCAGCCACUAGUUUUUAAUUAAGCCUACAAUUUAGUUUUCGCAAUGACGAAAGUCCAGGAAAAUUAUUUUCUAUUUUAUGCGAAUUUUCUUUGUAUAGUUUUUAAUAAAAAUUUUAGGUACCUAACAGGUGAGUCCACAAAGAACUCAACUCGAAAAACUUAAAGUGAAGAGAAAUGCUAAAAAUUUAAUAAGAAUAUUAAACUAUUAAAAGUCAAGUUGAAGGGUUAUUACAAAUAAAGAUAGUAAUUUGUAAUUUAGAGCAAGAGAACUUAAAGGGCCGUAGAAUUUAAAAAUAAAUAAAACGUGUAGCCGCUUUAUGUGCAAAUAAAAC